GGCAGGUCUUGGCCGGCUGGGAAAGCAUCAAUGGCGGCCAGUUACCCGUAUGGACAGGGUUACCCUGGAUCUGCAGGACAACCUCCAGGAGCUCCCCAGGGGGGCUAUUCCAGUGGCCAGUAUGGAGGUGGGCCCCCACCUGGGGCUCCCUAUGGUGGACCAGCGCCCGGGGGUCCGUAUGGGCCACCAUCUAGUGGAGGUCCGUAUGGCCACCCAGCCUCUGCCCCCCCGGCAAGUAUGUAUGGAGGAGGUCCAGCUCCAGGAGGGCCUUAUGGGCAACCAUCUACUAAUCCAUAUGGCGCCCCUCAGCCUGGACACUAUGGGGCAGGAGGUCCUGGGGCAGGCGGCGUACCCUCUGGUGUGGACCCAGAAGCCUUCUCCUGGUUCCAGAGUGUGGAUUGUGACCACAGCGGCUACAUCUCCACCAAAGAGCUCCGGCAGGCCCUCGUCAACUCCAACUGGUCUGCCUUCAACGAUGAAACGUGUUUGAUGAUGAUGAACAUGUUUGAUAAAACAAAGUCUGGGCGGAUUGAUCUCUAUGGGUUCUCAGCUCUGUGGCGCUUCAUCCAGCAGUGGCGGAACCUUUUCCAGCAGUAUGACCGCGACCAGUCGGGAUGCAUUAAUUGUAACGAGCUGCACCAAGCACUGUCUCAAAUGGGAUACAACCUGAGCCCCCAGUUUUCCCAGCUGCUGCUGUCGCGGUACUCCCAGAAGGCCACAGGCCCAGGCAUCCAUUUGGACCGCUUCAUCCAGAUCUGCACCUUGCUGCAAAGCAUGACCGAAGCCUUCCGGGAGAAGGACACCGGCAUGACCGGCAAUGCCCGGAUCAACUACGAAGAUUUCCUUACCAUGUCGGCCACGCGCAUGCUGUGAUGCUGUGUGACAUCGUGGGGAUAUCGG
Messenger RNA from Euleptes europaea (tarantolino), 900 nucleotides. It is a transcript of the gene PEF1, whose product is annotated as penta-EF-hand domain containing 1. Lineage: Eukaryota; Metazoa; Chordata; Lepidosauria; Squamata; Sphaerodactylidae. Gene Ontology annotation, biological process: COPII vesicle coat assembly. Gene Ontology annotation, molecular function: calcium ion binding. The transcript has 5 exons. The record is from RefSeq and is a predicted model, not a curated record. Bases 31 to 873 code for a protein of 280 amino acids.